AUGUCACCCCAAGCUGGAGCCGAUAACGCCCGUACUCCGGUUAAGAUCUGGGCGUUUGAGGUGUCGAGCAGUGGAAUAAUUUCUGUCCCUCAUCCACGCACAUUAAAAGCUGGCGAAUUUGUUUGCGGGAAGGAGAAAGUCUGGCACAUAAGUGUGUUUUGUAUCCCUAGUUGGACAGACUUAUGGCUCAAGCCAUGUUCUUCAAUGGAGCUCUUUCUGGAAUGGGACAUGCUGGGUAGACCGGAAGAGAAACCCAAAAUAUCUCAACCCAUUGCCGCCGUCACCCAAAAUGAUCGGCUGAAUCCAUCUGCAGCUAGCAUUACCAGCGCCCGUGCAAGGAGAGGGAAAAAUAUGAUUGCUCCGUGUUCAUCUGAAGAACAUAGCGCUUGGGACAAGUCUAUGAAUAUGAUGACAAACGCCGCCGAGGCCUCUUCAUCCUCCGCUGACCAGCUUUCCACAAGAGAGAAAAAGUUGACAGCGGCUCUGGAGAAGGUCUUUGGUGCUGAACACCUUGAUGAAAUCAGAAAGUAUGGCUUUUUUGACCUUGCUCCCCGCCUCACCAAUCUUGCUGCCCAAAUAGUCUUAAAAGAUUUAUCCACAGGGAUCAGGUAUGAAAUCAGGAAAACUGGAGCCUUGAUACGUGAUGCAUGUCACCAGGGAGAACCGAUACUCCCAAUUCACAGAUUUCCUGAAUUGCCAGACACUUUCAAAGUCACAAAUAUCCUGGACGUUGAAGCCUAUGGCCAUCAGUUGUCGCAGUGGCUUGAAGAGACUGAUAGGGCUUGGAUCGCAGAAUUUUCCGCCGAAGAAAGCAGACUUGAAAGGGAAGAUAGCCCGUCAUUACUACUUGCUAAAUUGCGCCAAGUUCAGAGGCAUUUCGACAAUCUCGAAGAGGUUUUGACAUAUGUGCCAGAGGAUUUUUUGACUGUCUUCAGAAAUCACAAAAGAAUGCUUGAAGGGCUUGAAUCCCUGCCUGAUGAGCCUCCAUCACCGUCUGGAGAAGAUAUUCCUCUAUUGAAAAAGUGUUGGAUCUGA
Puccinia triticina is the source of this 1035-nucleotide messenger RNA. RefSeq lists its product as uncharacterized. The transcript is spliced from 5 exons. NCBI's taxonomy places the organism in Eukaryota, Fungi, Basidiomycota, Pucciniomycetes, Pucciniales, Pucciniaceae. The coding region runs from base 1 to 1035 and encodes 344 amino acids. The record is from RefSeq and is a predicted model, not a curated record.